AUGCUAUACAUGCUAUACAUGGUGGGUCAAUGUCUGGGCGUGACGGGUGACACAAACGAGGAUGACAUCCUCAAUACAUGUAUGGAGAUGGAAGAACGGUAUGCCAAAUAUGCCAAAGCAGUACCAAGCCCCGAACCAGGAUUAAAGGGCGGUCCGUGUUCCACAUUUGCCAGCCGAUCAUGUUGUAAAACGGGUGUCUCGGAUCAUUGGCAGAACCUUACACUCAGCUAUGCGCACUGUCCUCAGAAGGAAACGCUGACACCAAUAUGCAACCAGAGGUUUGAAGAAGAGUUAUGCUUUUACCUUUGUUCCCCCGAUGUUGGUCCUUGGAUUAAGACGGGCCAUUAUGGGAAAAAGGAUGCCUUUGUUAAUCUAACAAUAUGUCAAAGUACUUGUGAUUUAUGGUACAGCGCGUGUCAAGAGGAACACACCUGCUCCGAUAACUGGUACUACGGAUUCAACAUGUCAACAGGAAUGAUGGUAUGUCUUGAGGAAUCAAAGUGUGACAAAUUUGACAAGCACUUCACAACUGCAAAGAUGUUUUGUGAGCAAGUAUGGAACAAUGCCUACAAAGUAGUCCCCGAUGAUGAACCAUGCAUGCAGUUCACAUAUGACAUCACGUCCGGUGCCAACCCUAAUAAGGCGGUAGCAGAGGCCAGGGCAAAGGGACUCGCUUCUUCCAAUAGUUCACGCGAAGUUCCUCAUGCUCCGAACGCAGGGCUCCAGACUUCAUCCAUUAUUCCUGUGCUGCAAAUGUUUUCAAGUUUGGUCAUAUCUGCAACCCUUUUUAGUAUUUGGACAUAAUAUUACAAAUUCAUAUGUGACU
Messenger RNA from Owenia fusiformis, 826 nucleotides. Lineage: Eukaryota; Metazoa; Annelida; Polychaeta; Sabellida; Oweniidae. The record is from the annotation of a GenBank genome assembly.